Molecule: messenger RNA, 10941 nt
Organism: Parus major (Great Tit)
Lineage: Eukaryota; Metazoa; Chordata; Aves; Passeriformes; Paridae
Gene: GABRG1
Product: gamma-aminobutyric acid type A receptor subunit gamma1
Exons: 9
Coding region: 166-1560 (464 amino acids)
Biological process (GO): regulation of postsynaptic membrane potential; synaptic transmission, GABAergic; nervous system process
Cellular component (GO): GABA-A receptor complex; postsynapse; neuron projection
Molecular function (GO): GABA-A receptor activity; transmitter-gated monoatomic ion channel activity involved in regulation of postsynaptic membrane potential; benzodiazepine receptor activity
Source: RefSeq, a predicted model, not a curated record
UGCAGAGUGGGUUUCUACCUGUUUGGGUGUUUUAUUUUAUUUUUUUCCCCCCUUCCCCUCCCCUCCCUCUUCCUGCCGUGUGCCGGGGGGUGGUGGGAUUGGUAGGGUCGCUAUUUCCCAGCCUCUCCAGAGAAAACUCGGGCAAGGGAGAGCGCCUUCAGGCUCAUGGAUGCAUGGGGGGGGCCCGCGCCCCGCUGGAUCCGCCGCCGCGGGGCCCGGCUGCUGCUGCUGCUGCUGACCGUGCGGCUGGGGAGCGGAGCUGAUAAAGCAGAUGAUGAGGAUGAUGAAGAUCUAAUGGUGAAUAAAACAUGGGUCCUUGCACCAAAGAUUCAUGGUGGUGAUGUAACUCACAUACUGGACUCCUUACUUCAAGGAUAUGACAAUAAGCUUCGACCAGAUAUUGGGGUGAGAACUACGGUAAUUGAAACAGAUGUCUAUGUUAACAGCAUCGGUCCAGUUGACCCAAUCAAUAUGGAAUACACUAUAGAUAUAAUUUUUGCCCAGACUUGGUAUGACAGUCGUCUAAAAUUUAACAGCUCAAUGAAGGUGCUUAUGCUUAAUAGCAAUAUGGUUGGAAAAAUUUGGAUUCCAGACACUUUCUUCCGGAACUCAAGGAAAUCUGAUGCUCACUGGAUUACAACUCCAAAUCGUUUGCUUCGAAUCUGGAGUGAUGGAAGAGUAUUGUACACUCUAAGGUUGACAAUUAAUGCUGAAUGUUAUCUUCAGCUUCAUAAUUUUCCUAUGGAUGAACACUCCUGUCCUCUGGAGUUUUCAAGCUAUGGAUAUCCCAGAAAUGAAAUUGAAUACAAAUGGAAGAAAACCUCUGUUGAAGUGGCAGAUCCAAAAUACUGGAGAUUGUAUCAGUUUGCAUUUGUAGGUCUACGAAAUACAACUGAAAUUUCUCAUACCUUGUCUGGUGAUUAUAUUAUUAUGACAAUAUUCUUUGAUCUCAGCAGACGUAUGGGAUAUUUUACUAUUCAGACAUACAUUCCUUGUAUACUCACAGUUGUUCUUUCGUGGGUGUCAUUUUGGAUCAAUAAGGAUGCAGUUCCUGCAAGGACUUCUCUGGGGAUCACAACGGUGCUGACCAUGACAACGCUGAGUACAAUUGCUAGGAAGUCACUCCCAAAGGUUUCCUAUGUGACAGCAAUGGACCUUUUUGUUUCAGUUUGCUUUAUUUUUGUGUUUGCUGCCUUGAUGGAAUAUGGCACCUUACAUUACUUUACCAGCAACAGAAAAGGGGACAAAGGAAAAGAAAAGAAGGCAAAAUCUAAGCCAUCAAAACCAUCUGCAAUUGCUGUUCGACCUGGAUCAACACUAAUUCCAAUUAAUAGCAUUAAUCAUCUUCCUGAACGUGAUGAUGAUUAUGGAUAUGAGUGCCUAGAAGGAAAAGACUGUGCUAGUUUCUUUUGUUGUUUUGAAGACUGCCGCACAGGAUCUUGGCGACAAGGAAGAAUACACAUCCGUAUAGCAAAAAUUGACUCCUAUUCUCGAAUCUUCUUUCCAACAGCCUUUGCCUUGUUCAAUCUUGUUUACUGGAUUGGCUAUCUUUAUCUGUGAAUUUCAGAGGUUUGACAAACUCAGAAAAGAAAAAUACUAAUUGAAUAGUUAUUAAUACGUUUAACUGAGCAAAGAUUAGAGCUGGUCCAAAAUGACUCAAUUUGUUUUUAUGCUUUAAAAAUUUGAAACAAUGAGAGGAAAUAUGAUGAUGUAGUCUCCCUCUUGUGAUCAACUGUAGAACUGAUACUGGUAUUUUGAAGAGGUAUUGUACUGGUAUUUUAAAAUAAAUAUCCCUAAGAUUUAUCUUUCCUGAACACACAUACAUUUUUUUCCCAGCUCUAAGAAAAUGCAGAAUCACAGGCUAUGCUAUUUAACUGGACCAUCCUACCUAAGCUUUCAAUUUUAAUCCUAAAUGAUAAUGCAGAAGGAUUUUGUAGCAUCUCUUACACCUUUACAAAGAAAGCCUUAAUUAAAUGGGAUUAGAUACUCUCAUCCAUUUCAUCCAUAAGGUGAUGAUUUUAUUAAUCCCUAAAUUUAAGAAGUCAAAAUGGAACAUUUCUCUAUUCAAUCAGCCAUUUGUUCUCUCCAGUAUGUUAAAAAGUGUGAUUAGAUGAUAAUUAAUCAAUUCAGAUUUAUACAGAAUGCAGAUACUAGAGCAGCAAGGAAUGGAUAUAGCAAAAUACCCAAGGAUAAUUCUGAGCUUGUCUUAUCCUGACCAUGGAUAUAGACUUUUGGCUUUCAAUCGUAGAUUACAUUUAUAUCUGUUCUCCAUUUCCUGUUACUUCACUGUUGUGAGUUCCCCGAAGUUGUCCAAGAGAUCUACAAUUUUCAGAAAUUCUUAUCCAGCUGCCAUUGCUUGCUCAUUCCAUGGAAAACAGACUGGUGUUGGCCAAGGUUCUGGCCAUUAAGCAUAACGACCUUCACAUACUCAGUGUUGGAGAAAAAGUCAUAACCCUACAUUUGGAAGAAUUUGUAUCAACAGAAGUUGGAAGGCCUGUAACAGUGCUGUGGUCAUUCUACUCAAAAUCACUGUGUGAAAUCCCCAGUCCCAAGAGCGCAGUGUGUGAUCUGGUCCACUUUACAUACAGCCUGGUUUUGUAGAUUUGGUUUGCUACUGCACAAUGCUGCUCAGUCAGCCAAAGCCAAGUGGUAUUAAUGUACUGAAUGUGUGGUAUGGAUUGCUGGGUAAUUACCUUCUUGAAAUUUGUUUGUUUCUAAUGGAAAAGAUGUGUUAUGGAGGGGGAAUUAAAAGAAUCCUUAUGAAUUGUAGAACCUUCUCCAAGAUGGGCUACAUCGCCCCAAAACCAUAGGACCAGUUCUCCAUCCGUUUUGUGGUGAGAGCUUUGGUAGAAAUCCUUCAGUAGUAGUCUUUCUGGACUGACUUUUUGGUGUUGACUAUUGCUGGCUGACAGCAUUUGAUAUUUCAUUUCUAUUUCUAAAUCCAUCGUCUUCAUUAUGGAAAAGUGCAGUCUUUCCUCCUUUCUCCAAAAGAAACUGGUCUCAAGUGAGCUUGCAAAAAUCGCUGUAAAAUUAAGAUAUGCAUUAAGUAAAAGUCAGCAUUACACAGAAGACCUUACAGAUCUUUAAAGAGGAUUAAUGGGAUUAGCAUUUGGCUGUAGGUAAGGAUGUUCAGUACUAAAGAUAAAGACAUGAUUAAUAGCUAAGAAUAGAAAAUAUUACAUGAAGGGCUCCCCGCUCCCCCCAAUAUUUCUGUAGAAUAUGCUCCCUCCUCUGAAUUUCUCAUAAAGGAUUACUGUAUUUAUAGUCUAGUUGGUAACAGGUAUAGUAAUAUAUGAUAUACAAUACACAUUUCAGAGGAAAUGUUACUCCAGUGUUCAGCCCCAAAGUUUAAUAGAGAAUGUGAGAUAAUGUGCAGUUGUACUGCAAGGAAGUGCGACAGAAGAUCCAAUUUUAAUGUAAACUUUAUUUCAGUGUUUAGCUGAUGAAAUAUAGGAGUGGUUGAGAGAAAGCCCAGAUGACGAGGAUGGCUGGCAUUAUUUGUGGUACCACCUUUCUGAGUACCAAGCUCUUCUGACUGUUGGACUGAGCGUAGAAUUGCAGUAUCAUUAACAGCAGUGAUCUGCUACAAUUUAUUGGUUUUUUGGAGUCUCAUUUUCACAAAAUCUUCAGUCCAAAAGAAACAUGUCAGUUUUAAUUCCAUAAUGUAGGUUGAUGCUUUUUGACAGCAUGUUGAACACAUUCCUCUGUAGGAGGGAUGAAGGUAGCUUCAGCAGUAUGUUGGAUAUGUACUUGAAGAGCAGAAAAAAUAUGAUAUGUGCUUGAAAAUCUAGCUCUGUGAUGCAAGCCCCAGAUUUAGUGAAUUCCUGAGCUUCAUUAAUCCACCUUUAAACAAAGGAAACUUGACACUUCACAAGAGGAAAUACCAAUUUCACAGCCUGCUCUUCUCUGGCUCAUCUAGUUAGCUUUUUCUGUUCUUGUGGUUGUCAGUUGCCAAUCAGCCUCCAGUGACUGAAUUGGAGAACAGAAAACAUUCAGAACUGGCAAGGGAUGGAUAAGAAGUCUUUUAUCUCUGUUAUCUCUGGAACAAUGUAAUGGAGUAUUAAAAAUAUUGGAUAUUAUGACUAUUUGGCUUAUGGAUACACUUGCUUCUGUCUGUUGACAAACUUUUCUGGGUACUUCAUUUGUUUCUGAUGAAAUAAUUUUAGUUUCUCACAGUACUGUGAGCACAAAUAGGAAUGAGGAUGCAAUGAACUGUAACAUGAUGUGUAAUAAAUAUGUUAUUUUAGUCCCAUGUAUUUUCUUUCUAGUCUGCAUGUAAACACUUGAUUUCAAGAAAUCAAAGCGAUACUUUAAAAAAAUAACAAGAAACAGAGAGUAUAAUUAAUUGGAGUUAGAUGCCGCAAUCAUUUUUAAAACUUCCCUGGAUAAAAAGUUUGUUUAUUCUUAGUUGGGAUGACAUUUUUUGGGAGUCAUAUUUUUCUGGCCAUCACUGCACAAGCACACACUUAAACAUAUUCCUAACUAGUACUGUUAUUAGACCAGAAUUCAGAAAAGAGAGUGCUUAUGUACUGUCAUAAAGAGUGAUGCUAUCAUGAAUUGAUGCCAUUAACACAUGCUUAAUUUGCACUAAUUUCAAUAAUGAGUGUUCAGUAGCUCAAAUAAUUGAACAUUAAGGAUGUGAGCCAGAGCCUUUUCAAUAAGAGAUUUUCUUAUUGAAAGAGAGGGACAUAAGAGGAGAAAUUGCUGUAAAGACAGAGAGUGGAAAAAUUCUAGGAAAACUGUUUUAUACUGCACCUAUCUUUGGCAUCUCUUGAAAUGUAUUUUUCAAAAAAGAGACUUUUCCUUGAUAUUUCUGUAUUAGUGUUUACCACUUGUCUGUUUUAAUAGUGAGUAGAGAUCAGUGUGUUAUUUUUUGGUAAGGUUCUGUCUAUGAUUGUACCUCACUGAUCUUCAGUGCAUGUCUUUUGUGUCUGAAUGAAUCUGUUUUAUGUAGUGGCAGUGCAACCAAAGCAUGAACUCUGGGUAAUGUAUUUUGUAUUCACACAUUGAUGUGCUUCAAAGACUUUAACCUUAUCCAUUUUUCUGUCAUUCAGAGAUAUAGGAUUGUGUAAGACUUUGAAGGAGAAUCACCUCCAACAGUAUUUUUAUAAUUUCCAAUUCUUUAUUUGGUAUGGUAGUAAAACAUUUGUUUAAAAUUGAUAUAUGAACUGUGCUUUGUAAUUUGUGAACACCUUGCAAUUGAAAGUGAACAGGAGGAGUCUGGAUUUAAAUAUCUAUUUGCCUAAAGUAAGAUAUGUUUCAUUUAAUUGUAUCGGUCGUAACUUCUGUCUACUGUUUCCAAAUAGAUAAGAACUAGUGCAAAUACAUUUUUCUGUAAGUAUAAUUAUUUUUUUAGAAUUCAUUGUAAUUUCUCUCACUUAUACCUUCAAUGUGAUCUUUCCUGUUUAUGAAAUAUUAUUGUAUUUUUUAGUCAUUAUAAUAGAUACAGAAGAUAGAAACUAAUGUAGAAUUCUACAGCUGAACAAUACAAAGCCAGGAAUCAGAGAGAAUUACCGUGCUUCUGCUCCUGAAAAAGCUCAGUGGAUGUCUACAUGCCUCAUGAAUGUGCUGGAGGGAGAGACUGAUUCACAGGGAGAGGUAGAAUAGUCUCCAGACUGUAGAAAAGGCUUUUGCAUUGGUUCAUGCCUUGGAUUUGCUACACAAGUGGUUCAAAUGGAGGAAAGGAAUAGAUCUGCCCUCUCUUUUUCAGUGAUCUCUUGUUUCUGCUUCAUUUCUGUCAGCAGCAGCAGCAGUUCUAAUGCUCUGUUGCCAGAUGAAACAAAACCUGAAAAAUUAUCUUUAUUUUACUCUUCGUUAGUAUUUCACACAGAUGGGUGGGAUCAUCUGUCUGAGCACACAAGAUUAUGACCAAGUUUUUCUCUGAGACGGGUGGUGGGAGUUUGCAGCUGGAGGAUGAAGGAUGGCUUCUUGUGAUGGGCAUUUUUCAUUCAGUUAAGAAUCUGCACUGAAAACUGGUGGGAGGAAAGGAAACAAUGAUAUAAGGGAAAGAUUGAUGGUGGCAGUGAUCCCAGAAUCAAGUUACAUGGAUCUGAGUGACUUAUAUUUAGUUCAUAGGUUUCUCACUGGUAAUUGUGAUAAUGCCUUGAUUUCCCUGUAACAUAAUUAGAUAUUUUCAAUAUUUUAAACAAAAAGGAAAUUGUCUAUUUCCUAUACAUUAACUACAGACUGAAUGUGCAAUAGAAAGUUAUCUUGAGUGAACAUUCUGGUGAAACAUCAGACAGAAAACAGAGAUCAGAUUGAAUGAGAAAAAUAUUUUUUUUAAUCUACAUUUAUUAUUAGAGAUAAAAUAAUUUUUAAAAUUACUGAGUAUUAAUAAGUGCAGUAGGCACUGGAAAAGGCCUAGUACCCAGUCUAAACUGCUGUUAGUCCCUUCAAGGGCUAAAAUAUUUGGGAAUAGAAACCUGACUCAGACUGGACUCAGUUAUCAUCUGCUAUUUCCAUCAGAAAGUGAGAAAGAUGAAUUGUGAUUUUGCCAGACUAGGAUAGCUGGGGUGCUCCAGGGAGGUUGGUUCCUGGUUAAAAGAAAGGGCCAUUUCUGCCUGAGACUGUAAUUUGAAACAUUCUUUUGUCAAAAGAUGGAUCUGUGCUGCGAUUUCCACAAAAAAAGCAUCCCUGCAUUUAGUAUUCAUCUUGGCACAAGAGCAGUUUCACUGAGUUGACUGCCCUGCCAUGGGGCACCGAGGUAUUCCCUGUGUGGUGUGGAAGAGUUGUGGUAGCACUCCUGGGCAACAUGUUUAAAUCCUGUCACAGGGAUCAGUCACAGUUGUGUUUUAAACGUUGUGGUGCUAGUGAAAAGGCAGUAAAUAAACUUUUGAUUUUACUUACUAGUAAAGCUCACUGAGAAAGCCAGAGGGGUAAUAAAAGCUUUGGUGGAAAUCUCAGAUGGGCCUUGGAGACAGGAGAUUGGCUAAAACUGAAGCAGACUGUAUAAUAAAGCCCUUUUUACCACAGAUGGGUCCUGUUCACUAGUAAUAUAUUGAUUCUGAAAAAAAAAACCUCUGAAAGCCUCAUGGUAUUUUAAGGGAAAAAAAACCCCUUGUAAAAUUCUUAUUCCCCUUCCCAGUGACAAAUCUUGCUUUGCCUGCAGAUUUUGCUUAUGGUACAUCAACCUCACUUAAGCUGUGUGAGGAGAGCCAUGUAAAAUGUUCUACCCUGUUCUUAGUUUCUUUUCUUAGUCAAGAAAAGAGGUUCAAAAAGGUAGGCGUAUGGCAUGUGUAAAUGAGGACAAUUUUUAUACUGACAACAGGGCCUGAGUCCCACUGACAGGAUCAAGAGGGAUGAGACUCUGCUCACAGUAAUAAGGCUUUUCUUUUUUAAUUCUUUGUAGUAGCUACUUUUCCAUACAUCACUGCAGGCCUACCUGAGAUUAAAAAUAUUUUUCAGGUUGGAAGUAAUUAUUUUGUGUGUUUCUGGCUUCAUGCAAUGUCUUUAUCAUCAGGGUUUGAGCCUUAAAUUAAAUUAAAAUUAAAUUAAAAAGGAAAGGCUUCAUCUUGAAGUUUCCUUGUCCAGGCAUUGCAGGUGGACAUGUCUUCUGCCAAAAAAUGGAAAAGUGAUUUUCAGUUUAUCCUUCUGAGGAGACAGACUGGCUCCCUAGGGUGGCAUUAGGAUUCCUAUGUCGUUUAGACCUGAGAAUGUUGAAGGCUGUUAAAAGCAAUGACAAGCACUGCCUCCACAGAGGAUGUAUUACUUUUGGCAAUUUGAUAUUUAAAAACAAAUUCCAAAACUGUUACCCUGUGUGGAAAAUGAGGAUGAGUCAUCAAUUUACUACAGAUAUAUAUUUCCCCUUGAAGUGUUUUUCUUCCUUAGGAAGAUGUUAUAAAGGAGUUUUUUGGCUUGUGAAAUGCUCACAUAAGAGGUGAUGGCCACUUUAAACAGUAAAGUCAUGUUAGUCCAUCUGCCCAAUGAUGGCCUAAGAACAGUAGAAAUGAAAGCACUUGCCCUAUAGUUCAGAUUUUCCAAGAUAAAUGUGGAAAUUUACAUAUUCAUAGGCCCAGUAUUAAUAUACCAUCUGUGUUCAUACUUCAGUCACUGAUAAAAAUCUCAAUGGUUUGUGCAUCUUCACAGUAUCUUUUGUAUUUCCUGCUGUUCACUAUAAACACUUGGACCCUUUGUUUGAACAUGAAGAGUAGUGUUAUGAUACCUCUAAUUACUCUUUAAAUUGCUAUAGAAUAUACUUCAGAAUCUGGUAAUCUCAUAGUGAUUCCUUUAUUUUAAAAAUAAAAUAUUUUUUGUUUAAUUUACUUAAGCAAAUAAUACUGCUAUAAUUUAUAUUUUCCUACAUUAAAGUUUUGUAGACAAAAUUGCAAUUUAUGGUCUAAACCAUAAAUUUACAGAAAUAUCUUUAUAAAAUAACACUUGUUGAUUUAUGAUGUGUCUCAGGAUUUAUUAUAUUGAGGGUUCAGUAGUCAAAUGCACCCUUAAUCCAAAUGUCUGUCUUGGCAUCUGUAGUUCACAUAAUGUUUCAGUUACUCAGACUUGGCACCUUACUAGUACAUCCUUGUUUUUUAUUAAUUGUUAAAAAAAAUGAUGAUAUUUUUACCUACUAUGCAUUUAAUUUGAUUGAAUUUUGGCACCAAUGGACAAUGUUGCAAUAUUAUGCAUCAGUGAUCCUUUUAAAGUUAUUUAUUAAUGCCCUUGUGGAUAACUUACUGUAAGAAAUAUGGAACAUAAGAUAAAUGUUGUAACUCUCUGUGCUGCUUCUAAAGUUAUAUAUAAAGUUCAUGAUACUGAAGCAAAUUUAUUCUUCCAUUUCAGUUUUCCUUCCAAAAACAUCCUCAGUUGUGUUACUAUUAUUAAUAUUAAUAUUAAUAUUAUUCUGAUAUUUACAAUUCUACUUAGUUAUUUGGUACUUUUCCAAAAGUCUUGGAAUGUACUCAUCCAUUAUUAUAUUCAAUUACCUGGAAACAUCAAGGUAUCCUCACAGUCUUUUAAUGUGAUUAAGCCAUGACUUCAGCAUCUCGUAAAAUGCCAUAAUCUUUUGUGUGCAAAGCCAAAACUAAAGCAUUUUCAGGUAUUAAAUUGAGUUUUACUUGCUUGAAAAAGUCUGUCUGUAGGGUUAUAAUGAAACACUGAUAUCAUCAUUUUUAUAUUUGACAACGUUAUUAAUGAGCAUGGCUGAACCUGAAGACUUCAGAGAUGAUAAACAGAUGAUGCUCUUGGCUAAAUCCCAUGUACAGCUACAACUUUAUGGAUGUAAUAGAAAUUAUAAUGGCCAUGGCAACAACAUAUAUAUAAAUCUAUAUGUAGACUGGUAAGCAAGAUAUGAGAACUUAUACAUCAGUUUCUGAUUGUCAUUUUAACAGGAUUCCUUCUGCCAAUAAAACUUGUGUUCUAAAUGUGACCAAAAAGGUCCUUAAAAAACCCACUUAGAUUUGUACAUUUAGAAUGUAGGAGUGGUUCAGAAGCUUAAAGUAAUUAUGGCUGUGUCUGAUGGGUCUUGUGGAUUAAUUUUCAAUUGUACUCCUUUUUACUGAAGAAGAAAGAGAGAUAGGCAAUGAUAUCACUAAAGGAAAACAUGGAAAUACCAUCUAUGUGAAUAGUAGAUUUUCAUAUAUAUAUGUAGGUACAUCUGUAUUUGCAGCAUAGAUGGAAAUGCUCACCAUUUUCAGAACUUUUGGUAUCAUGGUAAAAGAUUGACUCAGAGUUUUGCAUUUUUUAGUAUACUCUUAGUUUUGAAUGCCUCAUUUUCUGAUGUUCAGUUUAAGACAUGAAAGAAAAACAAAAAUCAGAUUUUCAUAAGUUUAGCCCUUUUAAAAAAUUAUCCCUUGAGCAUUCAGUGUCAAGUAUGUAAAAAAAGUAACUAGGCAUCUCUGAGUGUUUUAAAUAAGAUUGCUAUAGAAUGGUGCAGAAAGUUCAAUUAUGGUUCAAGACUAGAAUUUUGUAGCCUUUGGGAGAAUUUUCCUUUUUUCUUUCUUUUUUUUUCUUUUUUUUUUUUAAUUUUCUUGACAUCUGGGGAGAUGUGAAAGCAAAGGGAGGGAUUUCAUCCUAUGGUUGGUUGGUUUUGUUUUGUUUUCAGCAGCAUAGCUCAUGCAGAAUAGCAUAUCAGCUGCUAAAAGCUGAUUUUGUUGAAGUGCAAACGAGACUUUGAGACUGCUAACAGGAAUACUAGUAACAGGCUCAGGAAGGAGAUGUGGCCCUCAUUAUCAGAAGGGACUUGGCGUCACAAAGCUUUGGAAACAGAAAUUCUGAAGUGAGAUUAUGAGAAAGAGUUGGAUUAUAAGGACCUCUAGAGAAAAAAAUCUCAGAAACCUUUUGCCAGAAGACUAACAAUGGUUUGAAGGAUAGGUUUUACAGUUCAUAACUCUACUGUGAAUGUUAACAUCUAUUGAAUUUUCAUAUAAAUGUUGCACUAGUCCUUGUGCAUUGAAAUGAAAUGUGCUUGCACCCUGGUGCAUGGUUCAUACAGAUGUUACUAAAAUGUAAUCUGUAAUCUUCUAAAUGUAAAACUCUGAAAGCCAUAGUCUUAAAAAAAAAAAUUAAAUUUAUACCCCACCAUUAAAUAACAUGUGUUCUGUGCAAAAUGAAUAGAUUAGAUGUUUGUGCGCUGAUGUCUCUGAAAUUGAUAAGAAUCAAUUCAACACUGAAUUUUGUAAAGCAGUUGUAAUGCAUUGUUUUUACUGUAUCUGCUGUGAAGUUGAUUAGUUACACUGUGAAAAAAUAAAUAGUGCCUGGCUACUUAGUUUCUUAUGCUAUUUAUUUUCUAUAUGCCAUACAUUCUUUUCUCUGACAAUGUCUUUCUCUGACUCUGUCUUUUCUUGACAAUGGCCAUUCUGGUGGAAAUAGUUUUAUAAACUGCUCUGAUAUAUAUCAAUCCUUUAUUUUCUUUAAUUUUUUUCCUUCCCCUCCUUCCUUUCCCUUCCUUUUUCCUUCCUUUGAUAAUAAUGUAAAAACAAUACCAGUAAUGCCAUAACAAAAAUAAAG